Molecule: messenger RNA, 858 nt
Organism: Salpingoeca rosetta
Lineage: Eukaryota; Choanoflagellata; Craspedida; Salpingoecidae
Exons: 6
Coding region: 1-858 (285 amino acids)
Source: RefSeq, a predicted model, not a curated record
AUGCAGCUGGUUGCGAGUGCCCUAGUGUUGGCGGUGGCCCUCCUGGCCACUGUGGCCUGGUCUGUCAGUGCCGACCCCAUUGACCUGCGUGCGACGGAAGACACGACCAUCUGCGACAGCAAUACGGAGGAAGAUCUGGCCAACGCACUCGGGGAUGGCCUCUAUGUUGGCGUGACUGGCCGCGACCUGGAGCGCAGGGCGCUGGUGAAAUUCAACGUCACCGAUGUGCCAAACCCAGACGGCAUCCAGAACGUCACCUUUGUCCUCUACGAACGCAGCAACCCCAAGGACCAGCCAGCCAACAUCUCCCUCCACCGCGUCCUGCAGGAGUGGCAUGAGGGCAUGAGCUUCUUCCCUGGCGGAGCAUGCGCUCCGUCCUCCUCCAUUGAUGCGUCGUGGAACUACAGUGUUGUGAACCAGACGCGUUGGCAAGCCCCUGGCGGCAGCUUUGUGGCCACGCCCUCCGUCCUCACUGAAGUCGGCAAGGACACUGCCUUCUACACGUGGUCAGGCGAUGGUUUGAUUGAUGAUGUCAAGUUUUGGGUUGCCAACCCGGAGCAGAACUUUGGUUGGAUCCUUCUCAACAACCAAGAAGGGGCCCGUUCCGUGAAGAGCUUUGCAUCUCGCCAAGCAGCAGAUGCAGAGGACAUCCCACGCCUCAUCAUAGGCUAUGAUUUGGCGCCAUCCCCACCACCGGGCAACCCCGACGGCAGCAGCUCAGACAAGACUGUGAUCAUUGCCGUGGUCGUGAGCCUUGGCGCCGUAGCCAUCAUUGGUGUCGUGGUCAUGUACACUGUCAAGAAGCGCAGCAGGGGCCCGCAGCCCCAGCAGCUGGCAGCGGACGAUUACGGCCUCUGA